CGAAAUGUAGAGGUGCCCUGAGAAUCUGACGCAACGUUCUAUCCAGCCGUUAGGCGGCGGUGAUGUCAUUUCAGCCGCUGGCUUUCUAAACAGUGAAGGAGGAUCUGCAUGAAUCGCUUCCUGUGUGUAAUACAUAAACAACACUACGAAGGCGAAAGCUGGUCUUGUCUGCGCCUGAUGCUGUCCAGUGCUCUCCGCUGCCUGCGUCCCUCCACCUGCACCCUUGCCUUAACCAGACAGCUGACCCAUCACCGGCCCCACAUGGGUCCUGUGGAGACCACAAUACGGAACAAACUGGGCCAGGCACUCAAACCUGAGCACCUGGAGGUCAUGAACGAGAGUCACAUGCACGCCGUACCCGCUGGUUCAGAGUCCCACUUCAGAGUUCUGGUGGUGAGUCCUCAGUUUGAGGGUCUUUCGCUCUUGCAGCGUCAUCGGCUUGUAAACGAGACCCUGCGGGAGGAGCUCAGCAGCUGCGUUCAUGCCCUCGCCAUCCAGGCUAAGACGCCCCAGCAGUGGAGCAGCAACCCCAGCCUGGCCAAAAGCCCCCCGUGCAUGGGAGGAUCCAAGCAUGAUAACACCAUGGCUGAGAAACUGAAGGCGGGUCGAGACUGACUGACCAAAUCUUAGAGUUGAUGGGUAUUUAAUAAUAUAAUAAUCAGUUUUUUUCACAUUUGCUUCAUGCAUAUUUCUCAUCUGGAGCUGAAUGGGACUAAUACACAAUAUUUAAUUGAAUUCAUAAAAACAUUAUUAUUAUUAUGCAAUUUGUUCUUAUUGGCUUGGACUGGUUAAGUACUAUAAUGAAAUGUGGUUUAUGUUUUAUUUACAUUGGAAGGAAGUGCUUCUUGUUUUAACACAUGGAAAAUUAAAAUGAUUACCAAAGUA
Molecule: messenger RNA, 885 nt
Organism: Cyprinus carpio (common carp)
Lineage: Eukaryota; Metazoa; Chordata; Actinopteri; Cypriniformes; Cyprinidae
Product: bolA-like protein 1
Cellular component (GO): mitochondrion
Source: RefSeq, a predicted model, not a curated record